AUGGGGCACCACUGCUGCAGCAAGCAGAAGGUGAAGCGCGGGCUCUGGUCGCCCGAGGAGGACGAGAGGCUCGUCCGCUACAUCACCCAGCACGGCCACAGCUGCUGGAGCUCCGUCCCCAAGCACGCCGGGUUGCAGCGGUGCGGCAAGAGCUGCCGGCUCCGGUGGAUCAACUACCUCCGGCCCGACCUGAAGCGCGGCACCUUCUCCGAGCAGGAGGAGCGCACCAUCAUCGACGUCCACCGCAUCCUCGGCAACCGGUGGGCGCAGAUCGCCAAGCACCUGCCGGGGCGCACGGACAACGAGGUGAAGAAUUUCUGGAACUCGUGCAUCAAGAAGAAGCUCAUAGCGCAGGGGCUCGAUCCCAAGACGCACAAUCUCCUCCCGGCGUCCAAGUCGCUCCUCCAUGGCGGCGGCGGCGGCGGCGCAAACCCUAGCGGGAACAAUAUGGCGCAGUUCCACUCGAACGGCGGAGGCGGCGCGGCGGCGACGCCGUUCACCAUCAGCUCCCCGGCCAAGGGGGGCUUUGAGGCUGCGGUGCCGCCGGCGCUGUACGACGUCGUCGUCCCGGCUAACCCCGCCGGCGGUAUGCUGAUGGCGGCGGAUGAUCAUAGUUACCAUGCCGCCGCCGCUGCGGCGCCGGCGCGGUACCCGUACACUGACCACGGCAACGGCGGGGGAGGCGUGCUGAUGAGCUUCAGGGAUCAGAAUGCCGGCGUCCACGGCGCCGCCUCCAUGGACUUCAUGAACGGCUCCUCGUCGUCCUCUUCCAUGGACCAGCACACCGGCGGCAUGCCGUGCGGCAACGGCGGCUUCAGCGCUAGCAUGGCGGCGUUCAUGGACGAGGAGGCGGCAAUGUGGGCCAGCGCCGUCGAGCCGGGCAUGGGCGUUGCGGGGAUGGAUCUGCCGCAACAGCAGCAGCAGCAGCAGCAAAUACAGCUGGUGCAGCAGGAGACGGCGGUGGUUGGGCCGCGGCCGACGGCGCUCAUGCUAACCGAUGUUGCCGCCACCGCCGGCGCAAUGGCUGGCAAGAGCGUGGAGAUGGUGGACGUCUCGUCGGUGGUGUACGGUGGCGGCGGCGGCGGCGCAACGGCGGCGUUCGACCUAGACCUGAUGGUGGAGUCGUGCGGGAUGUUCUGCGGCGGCGCCGGCAACGCCAUGGAGCAGCUGCAGUGGGACUGCUAA
This is a messenger RNA of Oryza brachyantha (malo sina), 1185 nucleotides long. RefSeq names its product myb-related protein Hv33-like. The transcript is spliced from 3 exons. The record is from RefSeq and is a predicted model, not a curated record. Bases 1 to 1185 code for a protein of 394 amino acids. NCBI's taxonomy places the organism in Eukaryota, Viridiplantae, Streptophyta, Magnoliopsida, Poales, Poaceae.